CAGCUCAUAUACCACUUCCCCUCCCUCCUUCAUUGCUCUCUGUAUUAGUCCCUUGUAAAAUCAUUUUCUCUUCUUAGUUACCGUUUAGUUGUUGCCAGCAAGUGCCGUUCAAUCAAAAUCGAGCAUGAAAAACGUGGUGGUUCUUUUUGUGUUUGGUGCCAUUUUGCCAUUUUCACUGGGUCAAUCUAGGCCAAAAGUGAGCAUAAAGAAGCAAUUUUUACCUGUAUACUUGGGGGACACCAUAGUACUCACCUGCUCAGGAGGAGGCAGCGUCAAAUGGUAUUUCGAUGGUACUGUAAUCCCAGAUCAAACGCAACAAAACUAUAUCGUCACCAUAAAGUCUAUUAGUGAACAAGGCCAAUAUGUGUGUGUGAGGAAUGGAAUUAGGAGUAAAGAACUUCAGCUCAAAGUUGAAGAUGCCUUUCCUCCAGAGAUCCUAGUCAUUCAGUCUGGAGAUUCAGUGGUCUAUAAAGAUGACUCUGUUCAUCUAGCCCUUUAUGUGGACAACGACUGGCAGAAUUGGACCUGUUAUGUGUAUAAACACCAGCGUCUUUACCAUGUUAUAAUAAAAGAUUACCCAGAAACUGGCCCUUUGGAGUUCAUGACGUCCUCUGUGGAGAAGACCUCAGAACCAUAUAUUUAUUGGUGUAAAAAUAAGAUCACAAACACGAGAAGCAGCACUGUUGUACUCUCAGUAACCGAUCUAAUGGUAAAACUUGUACCUCACCCUGAUCUGCCAGAACUGAGAAAAGAUUUAGAACUGGAAUGUGUGACACAUGGUGCACCAAAGAUAAGUAGUGUCACUUUUUAUAAAGGCAGUGAUACAAUACUGACUCAAAGUGAAGUGAAAUAUACAAUUAAAAAUAUGGCAAAGACCGACGAAGGAAACUACAAAUGUGAAGCUACCUACAUGUUCCAAGCGAGUACCAGCAAUAACAAGUUCACUGUCAAAUCUGUGCCUCAGGAAGUCGUUGGCAUAGAAGUAACUCUAGAGGCAGCCAUGUCAUAUACGUCAGGGAAUCCUGUGUGCACUUGCAGCAAAUGCAGAUCUGGCGGCAAGUCUGAAUUCUAUGAGAUUGUAAAUGGUCACUAUAAAAAAGUUAACAGCGGAUACCAAUACCACCUACCCCAGGGGAAGUACGCCUGUAGAGUUCGCUGGGAUACCGGAGCCUCCUCAUUCAGUCUGCCAUUGUCUGUGUCAGGAGAUCCUUUCAAUCCAGGUGUAAUCGUGGGGGUCCUGGUGUUCAUCUUCAUUGUAAUGGGGCUCAUCUUGAUCGUGGGAUAUUUCUGCUGGAACAGAAGAAACAAGCAAAAGCCCGAGGCAUUGUACCAGGAAGUGGCACUAGAUGCUGUGAAAUCCGACAAGGGGGAAGGAGGUUAUGAGGAGCUCAAGGGAGGAAAAAGAGGAGAGAGGAGUGGAGAGUACGACACACUGAAGGGGCCGGAUGCAGACAAAGUCACAACAGCGGACGUCUCAGACACUGGAGAGCAGGGUCGCUAUGAGGCCCUGAAGGUUUCGCAAGAUGAUUCGAAGAAAAAUGAGUAUGAAACUCUUAAGGGGAAAGAAGGCAAGGGGGCAGAAGGGGGAUACGAGGCCCUGAAGACAUCUAAGGCAGAGGAAGGUGCAGGAGUGUACCACACACAAGCAGGGGAACAUGGAGUAGGAUGUGAGGCACUGACGCUGUCCAAGACAGAGGGGAAGUAAGGGGAGUAUCAGACUGUUCAGCCAGGAGGAAAUUAAAAGGGGGCCUGCAGGAAGGGAAAUGCCAAACUAACAGGGAAACAAAGGGGUGGGGGGGGAGAGAAGAAGUAAACAGCUCAAGAGAAAUGGAGCUAAUGUCUCUGAUACAUGUACAUGGGUGACGAUUGUUUUUACAUUGUUUGCUCUAUUUUUUUGAGACUCUAUGGUUAUGCUAUAAUGCAAAAAAAUGCUGUUUGGCCCUAAAUGUACUUUAUUUACCCACUGAAAUGGUAACUAAAUGCUAUACAGUUAUUACACAUUGUAAUCCAGCCAUUCUUCAUUACAAUCAGGACAUCAGCAUCAUCAAUGGAGUGAAAAUGAUUAUUGUCUUACAGGUGGUCUGUCAUCAGUGGGUUACAUGGGAAGUGGCAUUUGCACGUCUGCGGUGCGUGAAUCCAGUGUGUGUGACACAAACACAUGAAUAACAGUGUGUAAGUGUUAAAGGAAAGAUGUCGCUAUUGAGUAAGGAGCCAGUCGUGUGAUCAUAUGUUUCUUUCUUUAUUUCAUUAAACUUCCACAUGUACAUUUAACUAUACAAUUACAAACAUCAUAUAAAGUAUAUUUAUGCUUUGAUAUUGCAUUUUAAUCAUAACUCCAUUUUAAUGGGGAAUUCAAUUAAAUUUGAUGAGUUCAGUCGGAUGCUGAAAACAUGUACAGAAUGUGUCUCUUGCAAAUUUUUAUUUGUAUGAAUUUAACAGUUUAUUAUUCAGUAUUGGUUUUAUACUGUAAAUGCAUAUUUUGGUAUAAAUUGCUACAGUAGAUAUACCAGCUUCAUCAGACGUAUCAUAUUUUUUAUUUUAAAACUGACUUAUGCUGAACCACGAUAUAAACACUGCAUCCUAAAAGAUCACAUAAUUAUUCAGUUUAUAGACAAAUAUGAGGACAAUAUUACUUUCUGUUACCUAGCAUUAAGCAGCUAAUUGAGUAUGUUUGUAUGAAUUUAAUGAUAUACUGUAUAUGUAAAAGGUAUAUUUUUUAUUAAUGAAAUGCAAUUCCUUUUUUUAAAUAUAUAAAAUUCUCUGA
Brienomyrus brachyistius is the source of this 2764-nucleotide messenger RNA. RefSeq names its product carcinoembryonic antigen-related cell adhesion molecule 20-like. Lineage: Eukaryota; Metazoa; Chordata; Actinopteri; Osteoglossiformes; Mormyridae. Gene Ontology annotation, biological process: cell surface receptor signaling pathway. Bases 125 to 1705 code for a protein of 526 amino acids. Gene Ontology annotation, molecular function: transmembrane signaling receptor activity. The record is from RefSeq and is a predicted model, not a curated record. The transcript has 8 exons.